Pararge aegeria (speckled wood butterfly) is the source of this 3976-nucleotide messenger RNA. RefSeq lists its product as uncharacterized. The transcript has 5 exons. Bases 190 to 3930 code for a protein of 1246 amino acids. NCBI's taxonomy places the organism in Eukaryota, Metazoa, Arthropoda, Insecta, Lepidoptera, Nymphalidae. Gene Ontology annotation, cellular component: extracellular matrix. Gene Ontology annotation, molecular function: protein binding. The record is from RefSeq and is a predicted model, not a curated record.
CGUUGACAUUUGUAGAUAGGUAGUCUUGCCAUACCAAUUUGGACAUGAAUCAUAAAACAUAAGAAUAUAACAAUAAAUGCACGUGAAUGUAGUCGAAGUGAAAUUUAUCACAAAGGUGAAGUGGACUUGAUCAAAAUUGUGAAGAAAAAGUGCACGAUAAAAUAACAUGAGGAAGAAGGAACGGUACUAAUGGGUUUCAUAAUUCUGUCGCUGUGGUUAUGGCUGCUGCCAGCGACGGUUUUGUUAAGCCCUCUGCCAGAUAUGGAAGAGGAGCAGGAAGAACCUUGUAGAACUUACACUCAUGAAGCUUUGCUCUAUCUGGACUGUGCUGAAAGAGGACUAACCGAGUUACCUAGCGGUCUGGAUUAUAAUGCUCAAGUCCUGCUCUUGGCUAACAACAAUUUUGCCACGUUUCCAGAACAACUUAAAAACUUUCAUCAAGUUGAGACUUUAGAUUUAUCUGGAAAUCGCAUAACAGGAGCAUUACCCAGCUACAUCGUUGGCUGGCAGAGAAUUAAUACACUCAAUUUAUCUAACAACAACUACGAUUCGUGGCUAAGAAUCGAAAACACCUUCAAUAUACAGAAACUGGACCUAUCCAAAAAUAAGAUUAAUCGUAUUGACGAAGACGCUUUCGUAAGAAUGUCACGGCUGGCAUAUCUCGACUUAUCAGAAAAUCGUAUAAACAAUCUACCACUUGGAAUAUUUGCAAGAGCAACAAGUUUGGAAGUGCUAAGUUUAUCCAGAAAUUAUUUUUCAGAGGUUCCAAAAUUUCAGUCACCCUCUUUGAGAAUUUUGCGUUUGAGCAAUUGUCAAAUUACAAGCAUAGAUAAGGACUCAUUAUCAGAAAUGAACUCACUACUCGAAAUAAAUUUGUCAAUGAACGAAAUAGAAUCUAUACCUGAUAAUCUAGCUUCAAAUUCCUUACAAGAAUUAGAUUUUAGUUAUAAUGAGAUAUCGAUGAUUAACGACCAGACCUUUUCAUCAUUACCGCAUUUAGCGGUUUUAGAUUUGAGAGGUAAUGAGUUUAGGGAGGUAUGGUCAUCCUCAUACUUUGCCUCAAACCCAUUUUUGAGAGAAGUUCGUGUUAAGGGUAACCGAUGGAGCUGUGAAGGCUUCAGAGUCAAUUUGCUACUUACAUAUGAAUUUUUAACGAAAGAGCCAGCAAAAGUUAAUGACAGAGGAUCAUUGAUUUGUUAUUCUCCAUCAAAUGUGACACAAUUGAGUUGGCAGCAAGCGUAUAUACGUACAUGGCAUGCCGAUGAAAACACUACAUCGUCGUACACAUUAAUGGCUGUACUAUUUGGUAUGGUCAUAGGAACUCUUAUCACUUCGUGCGUAUGUCGUGGGAUCAUGGCCUUAAACCCACCCCCUCCACGAGUAACACCCGAAACAACCGCUUUGAAUGGAAAUGCGACACAGCGCAGAGCUGAAUCAGUGGAAAUAAGAGUACCAUUACGGGAAGAACUACCUCCAAGUUACGACGAGGCUCUCUUAAUGCCUCGUUUGAACGCCUCGUUUCACUCACUGCCAGAUUUCGUUGAUGAAGAAGACAAUAAUAUUAAUAAUAGUAAUAAUAAUAGAAGGUACAGAAGGUCAAGAUCGAUCGGCGAUUUGACUGAAACGAGACCAAGAGUCCAUGACAGACGUUCAGUAAGACGAGUAGUAGACAUUAAUAUAACAGACGUGAUGAUUCUUUUAAGGACUUCGGAGCUGCUACUGCUAAUUUGUCUAGCGAAUGCGGGAAUGCAGGAAUUUUAUGAGCGUACAAAUGAAAUCUGCUUUCUUUGCACUUGCAACACAGACAGAACAAGUGUGGACUGUUCAAAUAGAGGAUUAACUGAUCUUCCUACUGGCAUUGAUGCUAAGGUCACCAAGUUGAAUAUAUCAAGCAAUGAUAUCUCCACAUUUCCGGAAAAUAUAUUCAAGCUUAAUAACCUUAUUUCUUUGGACAUAAGUAACAAUCAGUUGAAGGAAUUGUCGGAAAAUGCAUUACAAAAUCUCACUUCUUUGGAAAUUUUAAAUUUAUCAAAAAACCGUUUUGAGUCAUGGCUCAGUUUAAAUCCUAAUGAGGUACUUAAAACAGCCACCAAUCUUAAAAUAUUGGACUUAUCUGGAAAUAAGUUCAAUUCAAUGGCAAAUUUGGCAAAUCAAGAACUGCUUAUAAGUCCUUCGUUAGAAACACUGAUUUUAGAUAACUGCGAAAUAGAUUCUAUUCAUGGAAGAUCACCACUAAGCGGUCUUAAUAAUAUUAAUGUUUUAAAAAUGAACCAUAAUCCUUUAUUGAGGAUUCAAAAUCUUAUAUCACCAACUUUGAGGAGCCUUUAUAUAAGCAAUUGUCAGUUGAGUUAUAUUAAUCAUAAUGAACUGUCUUACUUACCUUCUUUAGUGUAUUUAAAAAUUUCACAUAACUACCGAUUACAGUUACCUUCUUCAGCUAAUUUUUUGUUCUCUAGUUCCUUGCGAUAUUUGGAUAUCUCUUACUGCAAUAUUUUUAAGCCAAAUUUAUUUGGAUUCCCAAAUCUUAGAAAAGUUAUUAUUAAUCAUAACAUGAUACGAUAUUUGAGGAGCAAUGAGUUUAUAAAUAACACAAAAUUAGAAUAUUUGGAUCUUUCAAAUAACAAUAUUGGAUCUUUUAAAAGUGAUACUUUUCGGGGGCUAACUAUGAUCAGAUAUUUAGAUUUAUCCUGGAAUGAAAUUGCGCAAAUACCCGAAGACAGUCUUUUAGAGAUGCCCUCGUUGACUCAAAUUAAACUAGCUAGGAACUAUCUCAACAGAGUUGGUCACAUAAAAUCCACCUCAUUAUCUGUACUUGACUUGAGUUCUUGUGAAAUUAGUAUUAUUGGAAAAGAUUCGCUUGAAGGAUUUCCUUCACUAGUGGAUUUAGAUUUAUCACAUAAUCUGCUGUCUCAUAUUCCGGACAGCAUCUCUUCUAACACCUUGAAAUAUUUGAACUUGAAUUACAAUAGAUUAAGUUCUGUAAGUAAUUACACUUUUUUUAUGUUACCUCGUUUAAGUGGGCUCAGUGUAAUCGGAAACAGAUUUACCAAUAUUUGGAGCAGAACGUUUUUUGAUUCCAAUCCAUAUUUAGAUAGACUUGAACUAAGUGACAACAUGUGGAGAUGCGAUUGUACCGAUAAUAACAUGUUCGACUUUUAUGAAUAUAUUACAUUGGAGCCAAAUAAAAAGGAUGAAUCUUACAACCUUAUAUGCAACAGUCCUGUAACCUUCAUAGGACAAACAUGGCUAGAAGCAUGCUAUUUUGUGUGGAACCCUGGUGAAAGAGUGGGGAAUGCAGAUAAUUUGAUAUGGUUCAUAAUUGUUAUGAUAGUUGGGCUUUCGUUAUGUAUUAUACUUAUUAACACCAUAAGAAGAUCUAUGAAUCGUCGUUUAGCAGCAAUGCAAACUGAGAGAGAACGACAAGUUGAAGAAGCUAGAGACAGAUUGAGACAACUAAGAAUUAGGGCAGAGCAAGAAGCGUUAUGUAACACACCAGAUCCAAGAGAUCUUAUAGCACCACCAUCAUAUGACGAAGCUCUUUCUAUGCCUAAACUAAAUGUCUCAUGUCAGUCCCUUAAUGAAACCGGCACAGGGAAAACUAAACGAAGAAGGGGCCGGAGGAAAACUAAAUCUAGUGGUGAUUUAUUAGAAGAAACUGAUAGAAAUGGCGAUGUACCUGUAUUAGAUGACAUAGAAUUAGCUGAAACUACUUAUGAUAAAAAUAAAAGGCGACGAAGGAGAAACAGAAGGUAUGGUAGCCAUGAAAUAGCAGAAUUAGAUCAAAGUCCAGGGGCAAGACGAAGACGAAUGUCGGAAUACAAUACAGAAGAUGAUAGUGUAAUAGAAGUCGAAGCAGAGUUGGAAAGACCACUUCGUCCCAGAAUUCGACGGUUUUCUGAUGAAAAUCAACCAAGAGAGAGUGAUUUUUGAAUGUCUUAUUGCAUUUUAAGUUUAAUGGCUUACUAUUUAUGGAUUA